UGCCCGCCCCAGUGCCCCCGCCCCAGCGUGCGAGGUGCCGCGCCCUCCUGCUGCCCUGCCUGGUGCAUGGAGGGGCCUGUUCGGAUCGCAGCCGCCAACGCCGCCAGCGCUCUGGGGGAUGACCUGGGGGUGGCUUUCGGAGCCGGCUGCCGCGCAAGAGGUCUGGGGGCUUAGCCAGCCCAGCCAAGAGUGAGCCAAGGCCUGGGUGUUCUCCACAGUCUUCCUGCCUACUUCUGGAAUCAGACGCCAUGCAUCCAGAUCUUGGACCCUUAUGGACACUGCUGUAUGUUAUUCUUUUGAUUCUGUGUUCUUCUGUGAGUUCAGACUUGGCACCUUAUUUUAUUUCUGAGCCUCUCUCUGAGGUCCAGAAGUUUGGUAGACCUGUGGUACUACAUUGUUCUGCUAAACCCGUGACUGCUCACAUCUCAUGGUUGCAUAAUGGAAAACAUUUGGAUAGAAACAUGGAACAGAUUAAGAUUCACCAGGGGACAUUGACAAUCCUUUCUCUCAACCCCUCCCUUUCGGGUUACUACCAGUGCAUUGCCAACAAUAGCAUCGGUGCAGUUCUAAGUAGCCCUGCAACAAUAUCCCCUGCAGUUCUUGGUGACUUUGAUUCUUCAACAAAGCAUGCUAUUACAGCAGAAGAAAAAAGCACUGGUUUCGUUGGCUGCAGAGUACCAGAGAGUAAUCCUAAAGCUGAAGUGCGCUAUAAAAUCCGGGGGAAAUGGCUGAAACAUUCCACAGGGAAUUACAUAAUUCUUCCAUCAGGAAAUCUUCAAAUUUUGAAUGUAUCCUCAGAGGACAAGGGAUCAUACAAAUGUGCAGUUUAUAAUCCUGUCACCCAUGAAUUAAAAGUUGAACCCAUUGGCCAAAAGCUCCUUGUGAGUCGCCCUGCCUUGGAUGGGUUUCACAUUCUUCACCCUACCCUUCCACAGGCAUUGGCUGUCCUUUCUCAUAGCUCUGUAACCCUGGAGUGUGUGGUGAGUGGGGUCCCAGCCUCACAAGUGUAUUGGCUGAAGGAUGGGCAGGAUGCUGUACCGGGAAGCAACUGGAGAAGGUUACAUUCACAUCUUGCCACUGCUAGCAUUGAUCCAGCAGACUCUGGAAACUAUUCCUGUGUGGUGGGCAACAAAUCUGGCGACGUAAAACAUGUCACUUAUGUGGUUAAUGUACUCGAACAUGCUUCAAUUUCUAAGGGACUGGAAGAUCAGAAAGUAUCUCUAGGUGCCACAGUACUUUUCACUUGUGAUGUUCGUGGGAACCCAGCACCUAACCGUACCUGGUUUCAUAAUGCACAGCCUGUUCGUCCUUCCUCACGACAUUUAACUGCAGGAAAUGGACUGAAAAUUACUGGGGUUACAAUGGAAGACUCUGGACUGUAUCAGUGUGUGGCAGAUAAUGGGAUUGGAUUUAUGCAGUCCACUGGAAGACUUCAAGUCGAAAAAGACAGUGGAUUUAAGCCAGUUAUAAUUACUGCACCAGCAAGUGCCAGAGUGGUAGAUGGAGACUUUGUGACUUUGUCCUGCAAUGCCACUGGAGUGCCAGUUCCAGUCAUUCGUUGGUAUGGCGCCCACGGAUUGAUAACCAGCCAUCCAUCUCAAGUCCUUAGGUCUAAAUCUCGAAAGUCACACUUAUUAAGACCCGGAGCCCUUGACCCAGAGCCUGUCUACUUCAUCAUGUCCCGAGCUGGCUCAAGCUCGCUCUCUAUUCAGGCUGUUACUCAGGAGCAUGCUGGGAAAUACAUCUGCGAAGCUACAAAUGAUCAUGGCACCACACAGUCAGAGGCAUUUCUUAUAGUUGUUCCUUUUGAAACAAAUACGAAAGCAGAAACAGUCACACCUUCUGAUGCUACCCAGAAUGAUGAAAGAGACCAAAGAGAUGGUUCAGACUCUGGCUUAUUGAGCUCAAUUCCAAUGAAAAUAUAUCCCAGUGGAGUGGAAUCAUUAUCAGAGAAGAAUGCCAGUGGCACCUCUGCCCCUGAUGCCCCCAUCAUCCUGAGCCCCCCACAAACCCAUACGCCAGACACAUACAACCUGGUUUGGAGGGCAGGAAAAGAUGGCGGACUGCCCAUCAAUGCCUAUUUUGUGAAAUAUCGAAAGCUGGACGAUGGUGCUGGUAUCGUGGGAAGCUGGCACACAGUUCGAGUCCCAGGAAGUGAAAAUGAGCUGCAUUUAACUGAACUGGAGCCAUCCAGUCUUUAUGAAGUUUUGAUGGUGGCAAGAAGUGCUGCAGGUGAGGGUCAGCCAGCCAUGCUCACCUUCCGAACCAGCAAAGAAAAAACAGCAUCAUCAAAAAACUCCCAGGCCUCUUCUCCACCCGUGGGCAUCCCUAAGCAUCCUGUGGUUUCAGAGGCAGCAAACAACAAUUUUGGAGUGGUGCUUACAGAUUCCGCCAGGCAUAGUGGAGUUCCAGAGGCUCCAGAUCGGCCUACCAUCUCCACUGCAUCAGAGACCUCUGUGUAUGUCACUUGGAUUCCCCGGGCGAAUGGUGGGUCUCCAAUUACUGCCUUCAAGGUGGAAUAUAAGAGGAUGAGGACUAGUGAUUGGCUGGUGGCAGCUGAAGAUAUCCCUCCCUCCAAACUUUCUGUGGAAGUUCGUAGUUUAGAACCAGGUUCAACGUACAAAUUUAGGGUCAUUGCCAUCAACCAUUAUGGUGAGAGUUUUCGAAGUUCGGCUUCUCGUCCCUAUCAGGUGGCUGGAUUCCCCAAACGUUUUUCCAAUCGACCGAUAACUGGACCUCAUAUCGCCUACACAGAGGCUGUUAGUGACACACAGAUCAUGCUAAAGUGGACGUACAUUCCAUCAAGUAACAAUAACACUCCCAUUCAAGGAUUUUAUAUCUAUUACCGACCAACAGAUAGUGACAAUGACAGUGACUAUAAGAGGGAUGUUGUAGAAGGUUCAAAGCAGUGGCACAUGAUURGUCACCUCCAGCCAGAAACCUCCUAUGAUAUUAAAAUGCAAUGCUUUAAUGAAGGAGGAGAGAGUGAGUUUAGCAAUGUGAUGAUCUGUGAGACUAAAGUGAGACGUGUCCCUGGAGCUUCUGAGUAUCCUGUCAAAGACCUGAGUACUCCUCCAAAUUCUUCAGGAAGUGGAGGAAAUGCUGGGCCUGCAACCAGCCCUGCCAGAAGCAGUGAUAUGUUAUACCUCAUUGUUGGCUGUGUGCUUGGUGUCAUGGUCCUCAUUCUUAUGGUUUUCAUUGCGAUGUGCCUGUGGAAGAGUCGCCAACAGAAUGCCAUACAGAAAUACGACCCACCAGGAUAUCUCUACCAAGGGUCAGAUAUUAAUGGGCAGAUGGUGGAAUUUACCACUGUCUCUGGAACAAACCGAAUAAAUGGAAAUGUCCAUGGUGGCUUCCUGAGCAAUGGCAGCCUCAGCAAUGGCUGCUCUCACCUCCACCAUAAGGUUCCUAACGGAGUCAAUGGAAUUAUGAAUGGGAGCCUAAAUGGGGGAAUUUACUCUGGGCACACGAACUCUCUAACCAGGACACGGAUGGAGUUUGAACAUCCUCGUCAUCUACUGAAUGGUGGUGGAAUGUACACAGCAGUCCCCCAGGUUGACCCUCUGGAGUGCAUUAACUGUCGGAAUUGUCGAAACAACAAUAGGUGUUUCACCAAAACCAACAGCACUUUUAGCAGCAGCACCCUUCCCUUGGUCCCAGUGAUAGCACCUUAUCCUCAGGAUGGUUUGGAAAUGAAGCCCCUCAAUGCCAUGAAGAUGCCUGUGUGCCUGGCUUCCACAGUCCCUGACUGUGGCCAGUUACCUGAGGAGAGCAUCAAGGACAGGCUGSCACCCCUACCUACCCAGCAUAUCUGCUGUCAGGACAAUAUAAAUGGCAUCAAUUCUGAAUCUACAGAAGACACAACAGAGUUUAACAGAGGAGAGAGCUGUGGCCAUUCAGAAACAGAAAACAAAAUUUUAAAUUGGAAACCUCUGAUUUUGCCACCUGUUUCAGAGGAUUGUACUGAGAAGACUACAUGGUCUCCUCCUGGCAUUCCAUCAGAGAGCUCAUCAGGGGUCCUUCAGCAACCCCAGGAAACCUGAGGAUGUGCAAAUACAUAGCCAGGUUCCCACCUCAAGCCARUAACUGCACAGAACAGGCCUGGGAAUGACCUGUGUGAAGGACAUUAAUUCAAAUCACAGAAAAUCAUUAUUUAUUUUUUUGUAGUAAUGUCAUAUGAAUGUAUCUUAAAAUGUGUGUCCUUUUAUAUUAUUUAUGCCUGAAAAAUGCCUUUCCCUAUUCCUUCCUUCCCCCUCAGUAGGAAAUGGCCUUUUACAUAGUUUUCAAUCAUCUGGAGAGUAGAGGGAUCACUCUGUGUUUUCUAAAACCCUCAGUGACACUAAGAACUCCUUAAGCUAUGGGUACAGUCUGUUGGCUUUCAGCUAGGAGGGAGUUGCACAGGCCAUUUGAAGUUGGCCCCCUUCACAUUUUCAGAUGGAAAACUGUCAUUCAAUAUUAUGUUAACAGACCUGAGAACAUUUUGAAAUCAACCACACUUGCAACCUAAUGUUUAUAAUAGCAGAUCUGGCUGAUAAAGUUUUACAAGAGUGCCUUCCAUAAACUGCUUAUUUACCUUCUGUCUGCCCAUGGGCAUCAAACAAUGUUCAGUCUUCUAAGCACCAACCAUAGCCAGUGUUGUGGACAUGGGAGAGUGUGAGGUCUAAUUGUAUUAUUGCAGGAUGUAGGAGGACACGUAUAGCUGGAGAGAAAUUAAUGCCUUAAUAUCCCACUGCUUUAAAAUUACAUUAGUUUAUAAAAUGAUCGUCACAUGGCUCUUUUUCAACUAUUUCUAAAAGUAGGAACAACAACAACAACAAAAAAGACAACUGUAAAGCAGUGGCUUGAAGAGAAAGAUACACAUUUUAAAAAGAAAGAAAAGGGAGGGCUACAGUGGCCUCUCGGCAGAAGCUCUUCAUCCUGUUUCAUAGGUAUAUAUAUGCUCAUGGUGCCAUACUACUUGACAGUAGUCAUUUUCUCACUUCCUAUAUGGAUAGCAGUUGGAACACAUGAGUGAGUGUGUGUAAGUCGGUUUUUCAUCACUGUAACAAAAUACCUGAGGUAAUUUAUGUGUAAAGAAAUAAGAUUUAUUUUGGUUUCUAGUUUUAGAGGCUCCAAUCCAUGCUAUUGGUUUAUGCCUGUACCAAGACAGCACAUCAUGGAGGGGAUGUGUGGUGGAGCAAAAACCACUUCCAUCACAAACCAGGGAGCAAUGGGAGAAAGAAGAAAGGUCUGGGAUCUCACAGUUCUAUUUAAGGGCACACCCCAAGUGACCUAAAAACCUCACCCCACCUAUUAAAGGUUCCACACCUCCCUAUGGUGCCACCCUGGGGACCAAGCUUUUAACACUUGGACUCCUGGGGCACACUGAAGAUCCAAACUAUAGCAGAGUGUCAGUAAAGAUUUAAUUUUGAGGAAAAAGGUUUGUUUUAGUUUCCUGAUUUUUUUUUUUUCAGAAUGCAUUGUAAACAGGCACCUAAAGCUUUGAUAAACAGAGCUUAUGCAUCACAAGUUGCUGCUGCCUCUGAGUGACAAGGACAUUACAACUGCCUUUUGGAAGUCUUCUUUCUCAAUGUUAGGAAAAGAAAACAGAAAAAAAAAUCAAACACUAUAAAUGUAUUUCAAAUCUUGAGUCAGGUUUUCAUGAAGUCACUGCUCUUUUUUGGAUUGUGCAUCCCAUUUGGGGGAAGAAACAAAAAGUCAUUCUUCUUACAUAAGAUCAASCAGUUAUAGCAUAAGUUUUUCUUUUUUUAAAAAAAAGAACUAGUUUCUCAGAAAUUGCAGUGGAAUAGAAUAAUAGAAUACUAUGUUAAUCAACUGUAUGUAAAUGCAUCAGUUUUUCCUUACAUAURUUUAUAUAUUUUAUAAAUAGAACUGUUAGUGAAAAUGUUCUGUUUCAGCUGGGUCACUAAGCUAGAGUUACUUCCAGUAGAUUAUAGGAAAUAUAGUGCCAUAGCUGGAUAUUAGAACUAUAAGAAAAGCAAGUUCUACAUUCCAAUGUUCAUGCCUGUAGUGUACCAGAUUAAUUCUUUGUGUUGCUUAGAUGCAAUUAGCUUUGGAGGGGGAWAGCUGCAGCCCUUACUUCUCUGACUAGCAAAGGACAAAGUCCUAGUACAUAGAACAUAAGGAAUACCCAGUGUGAAUCAACUAAGUUAUACAGAAGAAGUUUAAGGAAACUAGGGAGUAGGUGUCCCUGGCAGUCAUUUUGAUUCCUGAAACAGGUGUAUUAGCAUAAGCUUUAGGUCAGAAACUGCUUCWAAAGAUUGAGUUUGAAUAUGGGACUUGUCCACGAGGAAGAGAAAAUAACUUUACCUUUCGGGCAAUCUCAUUCUGGACUGCUUUAUUUAUAUGAUUAGUAACGCUGUUUUAAGUGUUAUUCAUUUUAUUGUAUUUUAUUUA
Urocitellus parryii (Arctic ground squirrel) is the source of this 6396-nucleotide messenger RNA. RefSeq names its product cell adhesion associated, oncogene regulated (gene Cdon). Gene Ontology annotation, biological process: cell-cell adhesion; nervous system development. Lineage: Eukaryota; Metazoa; Chordata; Mammalia; Rodentia; Sciuridae. The record is from RefSeq and is a predicted model, not a curated record. Gene Ontology annotation, molecular function: protein binding.